Messenger RNA from Blepharisma stoltei, 321 nucleotides. The record is from the annotation of a GenBank genome assembly. NCBI's taxonomy places the organism in Eukaryota, Ciliophora, Heterotrichea, Heterotrichida, Blepharismidae.
AUGCAACCAAAAAUUGUGAUCCCUGGAGGGUGCACAAAGUAUUUGCAACCACUUGACGCACUGGUAAUUGCAAAUUUCAAAUCAAAAACAACAGAUUUCAGAAUCAAAUUCCAAACAGAGCAGAUUGAAAGAAGAUCGAAAAGAACUGGAAACCUCAAAGCUCUUGAUCGCCAGCAACUGAUAAACAUUGCUUCAAAGGCGUGAGAUGCUGCUGUAAGCCCUCAACUUGUCAGAAAAUCAUUUGAGUUGACGGGUUCUUAUGGCGUUAAUCAUCCAAAGAUUUUCAGCCAUCAAGUUAAUAUGAAGAAGUUAAUUAUCUAA